UCUUGAUUCUAAAUCUUCUCUGUUAUAAUGACAUUUAUGUGUUAGAAACCAUUAUUAAUUAAUGAAGUGGUAACUAGAUUAUUUCCUUUUUUGUUAAUUAUAUUAUUUAUUUCCUAGUUUCUAUAUUUCCUAUUCCUAAAAGAAUAACGUUGUACGUGAAGGGUAAAAUGGGAAUUUGGUGUAGAUUAUAUAUUAGGGCUGAUACAAAGUAGGGUUCACUAGUCUCUUUCAGUAGUUGUAGCGCAGAGGGUACUUUCUGAGGGUUUUUAGUUUUCUGGUUUGCAAAGAAACUCAAAUGACUUAAAUGAAGAAGAAAAUGACGAAUGAGAAAAAGAUUGAAUUGCUUGCUUGGGUGUGCUCUGAGGUACUGUCUUAUGACGAGUAUUAUGGUGCUGAUCAUCAUUAUGAUCAUCAUCAUUUGGCUUCUUUCAUUAAAGAAAAGCGGAGAAAUAUUGACCUAAUCAAAGAAUUGGAAUCUGAAGAAAGAAAGAGGAAAGCUCUCUUUCUCUCUCUCCCUAUUCCGAAGAGACGCCGGACUACUCGUAUUGCUAUCCGGUCCUAUCGUCACCAUCAACUACCACCACCAUUGCCAUUGCCAUUGCCUGGAGAAGAAACCAACAUCAUCUUGAAAAGCAGCACCCCAAAACGACAUCGCAUUGUUAAGUUUCGACGACAAAUACAACACGAGCCGUGUAAAGGUGGCGUAAUUGAUGGACCAGACCCUCCACCGCCAAUAUCUGAAGAACUUUCCCAAAUUAUCCGUACUAUGACUCUCCCUGAUCAUCCACAACAAUCUCCUCUCAGAUUGGUUAUUCAGAGGAAACUUUUUCAAAGUGAUACUCAACCCAACUUGAAUCGUCUUCAAAUGCCUUUGAAACAGAUAAGUUCUGAUGAUUUUCUCAAUGAUGAUGAGAAGAACAAGAUCAACCAGAAGGAAGGAAUUAAGGUUCGGUUCAUUCAACCCAACCUUGAAGAAGAAAAUGACUUAACUCUCACGAGGUGGAAAUAUAAAGGCGAGAACAGUCUUUGUUAUGUGUUGAACAAAAAUUGGUACAGAGGUGUUGUUCAAAAAAAUAGACUGAAGAUGGGUCAGAUUGUUCAGGUUUGGUUUUUCAGAGAUAAAGAUGGAAGCCCUUGUUUUGCUAUGGUCAAUUUGGGCUAACACUAAUCUCAGCAUCACCACCAACAGUCUUCGUACGGCUCCUCCUCAUUUUGGUGUUAUUAGUAAAUUCAUUAGUCAGUUUAUAUUUAGUGAUUUAGAUAUAUAUAUAUAUAUAUAUAUGUGCAUAUAUAAAUGCUACUGAUUAUUAAUUGUACUUCUUAUGUAGUACAUUAUGUCUCUAAUUAAUUAGCUGAUUUAUUUAUACAUAUCUCAUUUUGGCACAG
Molecule: messenger RNA, 1386 nt
Organism: Cannabis sativa
Lineage: Eukaryota; Viridiplantae; Streptophyta; Magnoliopsida; Rosales; Cannabaceae
Product: B3 domain-containing protein At1g05920-like
Exons: 1
Coding region: 305-1162 (285 amino acids)
Molecular function (GO): DNA binding
Source: RefSeq, a predicted model, not a curated record